Xenia sp. Carnegie-2017 is the source of this 5313-nucleotide messenger RNA. Its product is annotated as low-density lipoprotein receptor-related protein 6-like. The transcript has 20 exons. Gene Ontology annotation, molecular function: protein binding. The record is from RefSeq and is a predicted model, not a curated record. NCBI's taxonomy places the organism in Eukaryota, Metazoa, Cnidaria, Anthozoa, Malacalcyonacea, Xeniidae. The coding region runs from base 115 to 4962 and encodes 1615 amino acids.
GGUAUUCAAUAGUUGAAUGUUAUGAGAACGAACGAGGGAAUUAUAAUGGCAAUAUUUUUCAUGUAACACGCUCCUACAACUUUCAGAUGAAACAAGACGAAGGCGAAGAGUAGAAUGAGGCUUUAUCCGUUGAUUAUUUUCUUUAUAUUUGGAUUAAAUAAUAUUUUCGUGGAUCCUCUAAGGCUUUUAUAUUCAGAGCGAAGUACCAUACGCAUGCUUAAUUUUUCUGGAGAUGGACGCCGUGAAGAAAAUUUUACAACAUCAUUGCUUGCAAAAGAUCUCGACGAUGUAAUUGCGCUUGCAUUUGACUUUAGAGAGGAAAUGUUAUUUUGGACCGAUGUAAUUCACGAAAAAAUAUUGCGAAAGUCCUUAAAUGACAACAAAGUGGAGGUUGUCGUUUCUGCAGGCUUGGUCAGACCUGAAGGAAUAGCAAUUGAUUGGGUUACGAAGAAAAUUUACUGGACAGAUUCACAAUUAAAAUUGAUCGAAGUUGCCAAUUUAGAUGGAUCACAGCGUUCCGUGUUGUUUUGGAAGAAUUUAGGCAAGCCUCGAAGUAUUAUUGUUGAUCCGAGACAUGGGUAUAUAUUUUGGUCGGAUUGGGGAGAGAACCCCACAAUUGUGCGCUCCGCUAUGGAUGGUGUUGAUAGAAUGAACGUAAUCACUGCAAACAUUAAAUGGCCCAAUGGGCUUGCUGUUGAUUAUAAAGAACCAAGAUUAUUUUGGCUUGAUGCUCAUAAAGACAAAAGCUCACUUGAAAGUUGUGAUCUUGACGGUAAAAAUCGUAAAAUAUUAAUUGACAAGUCUUUACCUCAUCCGUAUUCUGUGACAAUUUACGGCGAUCGAGUUUAUUGGACGGACUGGGAGAGAAUGUCGAUUGAGACAUGUAACAAAAAGACUGGGCACGACAAAUGGAUAGUGAAGGAUAAUAUUAAGAAUUUGAUGGAUCUUCAAGCAUUUGAACCUGAUAGGCAGCCAGUUGUUCACAAUCCUUGUGAGAUUAACAAUGGUGGCUGUAGUCACCUGUGCUUAUUAUCCACUGGAGGAAACUAUUCAUGUGCCUGUCCAACUGGAAUUGUUUUGUUAAAUGAUAAUCGGACCUGUGAAGAUGGUCCACAAAACUUCAUCAUCGUUGCUACACGCACUAAGCUUCGGUUGAUUUCAUUGGAUACAUUGGAUCACACUUGGAUAGUUCUUCCUAUACAAAAUAUGCAACAUGUGGUUGUAAUCGAGUUUGAUCCUGUUGAAAAAUUUGUUUACUGGACCGAUGAAGAUCUCAAAUGGAUUAAAAGAGCGAAAUUAGAUGCAUCGGAGGAACAAAUCGUUGUUAAAGCUGAAGUUGAGCAUCCUGACGGGAUUGCUGUGGAUUGGAUUGCUCGUAAUCUUUAUUGGAGUGACACCGGUACGGACAGAAUAGAAGUGAGUCAUUUAAAUGGUUCAUCAAGGAGGGUUUUGGUUUCUGAAAAUCUGGACGAACCACGAGCGAUUGUACUUGAUCCUGGUGAAGGUUACAUGUAUUGGACGGACUGGGGACUAAAACCAAAAAUAGAGCGCGCCUGGUUGGACGGGACUCAUCGGUCGACUCUUGUCAAUACUUCCAUAAAAUGGCCUAAUGGACUGGCUCUUGAUUAUGUCGAGAGAAAAGUUUACUGGGCUGAUGCCAGACUUGAUAAGAUCGAAGUGUGUAAUCUGAACGGAAGUGGUCGUAGAAUUCUCAUCGAUAGAGAUGUUCCGCAUAUUUAUGGUUUUGGUUUAAUUGGAAAGCAUAUUUACUGGACUGAUUGGCAAAGACGUAACCUUCAAAAGAUUCACAUCGAUUACCCACAAAGAAAAGAUAUUGUAGUUGAAGUAUUGCCUGCUGUAAUGGGUCUUAAGGUCGUUGAUAUGAAAUUUAACUACGGCUCAAACCAGUGUCAGAAAAACAAUGGUGGUUGCUCUCACCUUUGUUUCUAUACUCCAGUUGGCGUGCAGUGCGAGUGUCCAAUGGGACUGGAACUGACAAAAGAUAACAAAACCUGUUUUGUUCCUGAAGCAUUUCUCCUCUUCUCUCGCACGAAAAGUAUUCGUCGCCUUUCAAUUGACACCAAAAAGGGCGACAAACCCAUCCCGAUACGAGGUAUUGUCGAUGCGAACGCAAUCGAUUUUCACAUCAAUUUAAGUCAAGUUUUUUGGAGCGAUCUUGAAGAGAAAACGAUAAGUCGAGCAUUUAUUAACGGAAGCAAACCAGAAACUGUUAUUGACGUUGGAGUAAACUUUCCUGAUGGUUUAGCUGUUGACUGGGUUGCAAAUAAUAUUUACUGGACGGAUACAUCAUCUGAACGUAUUGAAUGCUCCCGUCUUGACGGAAGACAUAGGAAAACGUUGCUUUGGAGAAAUUUGACGGAACCGCAUUCGCUUGCGUUGGAUCCUGGACGAGGAUACAUGUAUUGGAUCGAAUGGCGCGAGUCUGCUGUCAUACUGCGGGCUCUUAUGGAUGGAAGGAACAUGACGGUUAUCAUUCAAAAUCACACUGUCGUAAUGAGACCUCGUGCUUUGGUCAUUGAUUACCUGGAAAACAUGAUUUACUUGACUGACGAGCGUCACGGCAGCAUAUAUCGCGCGAGAAGUGAUGGGACUGGGUUAGAGAGUGUCGUUUUGCAGCAUCUGCCUCAUCCUUACUGUGUUACACAAUACAAAGAUUUUAUUUUCUGGGGGGAUCACGACGAUAACACAAUCUCGCGAGCAAACAAAUUAAAUGGUGGUAAUCGUACGAUGAUAGAAGCUAACAUUGGGUACAUAAUGGAUGUAAAAGUGUUUCAUGGUACUCGUCAAGUCGGAUGGAAUGAUUGUGGUAUUGGUAAUGGAGGAUGCAGUCACAUUUGUAUUCCAUUACCAGGCAAGAAGCACACGUGCGCAUGCCCGAACCAUUUUAGCAUUGACGAGGAAAAAAACACAACUUGUAUCGCCAGCGAAAAUGUUGUAAAUUAUAAUCAAUUCAAUAACCCUACAACAAUGUCCCCGAUUAUUUUGCUCUACGCUGGUGGUAAUAUGUUACGGAGACAAACGAUCGAUGAAGUGGAUAAUUUUGACAUAUAUCUGCCAAUAAAAAUUCAACAGAAAAUUGUGGCUAUAGACUAUGACGUUAUAAGUGAUAUGGUUUAUUGGUUGGAGUACAACGAGCAAAGCCAUAUUUAUAGAAGUUAUGCAAACGGUACACAUAAAGAGAGAAUUCCAUCAUCUGAUGAUAGAGAACUUAUCGCAUCGCCAAUUGAUAUCGCAAUAGAUCCUUAUGGACGACAGUUAUAUUGGACUGAUCAUGAUUCUAAAAGAAUUAAAGUGACCAAUCUGAUUUCAUUUGUUAUUGGUACCGUAGUCAGUGAGGAUAAUGGAAAUCCUAGUCAUAUUGCUUUGGAUCCAAAGAGAGGUUAUAUGUAUUGGACGAAUUACAUACGUGGCAAAGAUAGACAGUUGUAUGUACAAUCAACAAGAGAUGUCGAAUUGGGAGUUUUGGUCGCUGAUCCAGAAGGCUCAUUCCUCUAUUUUGUUGAAAAGAAAAAACAAAAGAUAAUGCGGCUGUCUUUAAACGAUCUUACUGUCAAGGAACUGGAUGUGAAGAAUUUAAUGAUGGUGAAAAGUCUUGCAGUAUAUUCAAAAUACAUUUACUGGUUGGAUUAUAAAUCUCGAACAUUAAAUCGUGUGGACCGUUCCACGGGCAGGGAUCAUGAAUUGAUCCAAGGGGAUAUCAAAGAACCCUCUGACGUUAUUAUUGUCGAUAAAUAUUCCUUUGACGUUCGUCAUCCUUGUCUGUGGAAUACUUCAAAAUGUAGUCAUAUAUGUUUCAUAAAUCAUGACAAACCGAUGUGUUCAUGCCCUACUUAUCUUAUUCUUGGAGAAAACAAGCGUACUUGUCAAUUGCCUCCGACGUGUAGUCCGAAUCAAUUUCAAUGUAAAACUAAUCAAUGUGUUCAUUCUGCAUGGAAAUGCGAUGGUGAAGUUGAAUGUAAAGACGGUUCUGAUGAAGAAAACUGUCCUGGUUGUGAAUCUGAUCAAUAUCAAUGCGCUAAUAAGCAAUGUGUGGCAAGGAAAGAAUUAUGUAAAGAUCACUCUUGUACAAGUACUCCCGGCUCUUGUGGAUGUAAGGAAGGAUACUUUCGAUGCAACACAGAGAAAUGUUUUCCAUUGCUUUGGAGGUGUGAUGGCAUGAAUGAUUGUGACGAUGGAAGUGACGAAAGCUUAGAGCUGUGUGGAAAUAAAACUGCAACAACCCCAAAGAAAAGUCGAAAAGUGUUUUCAUGUGUAGCAGCCACUGUGUUCAUUCUUGUUCUUUUUGCCGUCGUUAAACGAGCUAAAAUGAAGCAAAAAAGUUUGUAUUCAUCACCGUUUGUGCAAACCACAGCCACUUAUAACGUCGAAUCCUCGUACAUUUCCGAGACACAGAGUUUAUCGAGAAGAAUGUUGGAAGUGCGGGCAUCGAUAUCAUUGCAGAGUGUUUCUAAUGAUACAGGAGAUUCUUUUUACAAUCGCGAUGAUCUCACCGGUCAAUCAAGAUCAGCAGUUGGUCAAGUAUAUCAUAGUUCAUUAACUAACCCACCUCCUUCUCCUGUGACGGAGCGUUCACAUUUCACAUCUGUAUCAGGAAAAUAUUACGACACUCCAUCGCCCUCCACUUACGAACUUCAUGUAUAUCAUCGACCCGCGAUGCCAAAUUAUUCAACGCCAGUCACAACAGAUAUUGAAUCAUCUGUGUCCAAGUAUAUUCAAUACAAGCAGACAUCGAGUGCUUAUUCUUCCUUCUCCGAUGUUGAUCUUGACGAGGGGGACAUUCGUGCUCCACCCCCCACUGUAUGCACGAAUUAUUUCUCCGAAGGUUUACAUUUCUCAGACAACGAGGGACCUCCACCUUCUCCCUCGAGUGACAUGGAGUUUAUACAGGAGCCUGAACCUCCACCUCCAUCACCUGUCACUGAUAGUCCGUCGGUAGCGUAACAUUUAGUAUUUACGGCAAUACGCCCCGAUCGUCGCUGGAGGACUGAGUCCAAGUGUAUCAAGUCGCAAUAUCCCUGCUCUAAUAAAAUGGCCGCAUACAGCAGUGACUCUAGGGAAGUUGAAAAAUUAUUCCGCAUAAUGCUUGUACAUGAAUGGCAUAUAAAUACAAUAUGUAUAUAAAUCACCACAGACUUUUAUCUGUGCUUUUAUCGUUUUUAUAUAAGUUCGUUCUACGAAUUACGGUGCCGACUAAAUAUAUAAUAUAUAAAUAUAUAGAAAUAUACAUACAUAUAAACGAUGAUAGAACUGUGUAUUUUUUUGGAAUAAGAAAUUUUUUACCGAAUAUAUCAA